Heteronotia binoei (common prickly gecko) is the source of this 724-nucleotide messenger RNA. RefSeq names its product thioredoxin like 4B (gene TXNL4B). The coding region runs from base 1 to 474 and encodes 157 amino acids. NCBI's taxonomy places the organism in Eukaryota, Metazoa, Chordata, Lepidosauria, Squamata, Gekkonidae. Gene Ontology annotation, biological process: mRNA splicing, via spliceosome. The transcript has 3 exons. Gene Ontology annotation, cellular component: U4/U6 x U5 tri-snRNP complex; spliceosomal complex; U5 snRNP. The record is from RefSeq and is a predicted model, not a curated record.
AUGGUGUUUUCAGGCCGAAUCGUCAUGAGUUUUUUGUUGCCUAAACUAAACAGGAAAAAGGAAGUGGACGAGGCGAUCAAGAGCGUAGCCGAGAAAGUCCUGGUGCUUCGCUUUGGCAGAGAUGACGACCUUGUCUGCUUGCAACUGGAUAAUAUUCUUGCAAAAACAGCUCAUAGCUUGAGUAAAAUGGCUACAGUUUACUUGGUAGAUGUAUGCAAGGUGCCAGUAUACACCCAGUACUUUGACAUUAGUUAUAUUCCAUCAACAGUUUUCUUUUUCAAUGGGCAGCAUAUGAAAGUGGAUUAUGGUUCUCCUGAUCAUACUAAAUUCAUUGGAAGUUUCAAAACAAAACAAGACUUCAUAGAUCUGAUUGAAGUGAUUUACCGUGGAGCAAUGCGUGGAAAACUCAUUGUCCGAAGUCCAAUUGAUCCUAAGAAUAUUCCAAAAUAUGACCUCCUCUACCAGGACAUUUAAUGCCUAUACGGAGAUGAACGAAACUUGGAACCUCAGAAGACUGCAUAGCCCAAGCCUUCUAAUUUGCAACAUUCAAGAUCAGAAGAAUUUAGAUUUCUUAUCCUCAGAAUCAUAUUGGUCACUACUCGAAGUUGGAUAUUUUGUCAAGAGUUUACACAGAUAGCUCUUUGCACUAAGGCUACAAGAUUUACUCCUAGUCUGCUAAAGUAAACCUAUUAUAACAUAGUUCUAAAUAAAUACUUCCAGGCUA